UUCUAUCUUCAGCUCUUAGUGUAAUUUAGUUAAGUGACUCAACCAAGAUGAAUAGAUCGAGAAGUGAUUCGACCGCAAUCAACAUUCAGCCAGAGUCAUCAUCAUCGAGAAGUAAGCAGGCUGCUGCCAAAGGAGAAGCAUAUCAGGUGAUGAGGGUGCUAGCUUCUGAUCCCAAGCAUGAUCAUGACAAAGGAGCUGGAGUGAAGAAGGGGGUUGCGGUGCUCGACUUCAUAUUAAGGCUUGGCGCUACGGCAGCUGCUCUUGGCGCCACCGUCGCCAUGGCUUCCAGCGAACAGACUCUUCCUUUCUUCACACAGUUCUUCCAGUUUUCAGCCGGUUAUGACGAUUUGCCCACUUUUACGUUUUUCGUGAUAGCAAUGGCCAUAGUGAGUGGCUACCUGGUCCUCUCUCUGCCCUUCUCCAUAGUAACCAUUGUUCGUCCCCUACUAGUUGCUCCGAGGCUCCUCUUGCUUAUUUUCGACACUUUGGCGGUUACUCUGAACACUUCUGCGGCGUCCGCUGCCGCUGCCAUAGUUUACUUGGCUCACAAUGGGAACUCCGAUGCAAAUUGGCUGGCUAUCUGCCAACAGUUUGGUGAUUUCUGCCGGCAGUCCAGUGGGGCUGUGGUUUCAGCAUUCGUUGCAGUUGUUAUCUUCACUGUGUUGAUUCCGCUGUCUGCAAUUGCCCUCCGAAGAGCUUAA
This is a messenger RNA of Fragaria vesca subsp. vesca, 701 nucleotides long. RefSeq names its product casparian strip membrane protein 1-like. Lineage: Eukaryota; Viridiplantae; Streptophyta; Magnoliopsida; Rosales; Rosaceae. The coding region runs from base 48 to 701 and encodes 217 amino acids. The transcript is spliced from 3 exons. The record is from RefSeq and is a predicted model, not a curated record.